AUGAUGAUCAAGCCAUAUGCGAGACAGGGUGAGGGAGAGGAAGGGGUCAGUCCUCUGCAGUGGAUGGAUGGGGACAUGAGCUCACCUGAUGGAGAAGCCUCAGGCUCGUCCCACCACUUCAGAGCAAGUGGAGCCAACCAGCAGACCCAAGAGAUGGGCAGCGAGGAUGUAGAGGAAGACGAGGAGGAAGAUGAGGAGGGCCAUGAGGAUGAAAAUGGCUCCAAACGACGAGGGCCCAAGAAAAAGCGUAUGACAAAGGCCCGGCAGGAGCGGUUCCGUGCCAGGCGGGUGAAAGCCAACGCCAGGGAGCGUUCACGUAUGCACGGUCUGAACGAUGCUCUGGAGAACCUGCGCAGCAUCAUGCCCUGCUACUCCAAAACUCAGAAACUGUCUAAGAUUGAGACUCUUCGGCUUGCUCGUAACUACAUCUGUGCUCUGUCCGAGGCUUUGGAGGGGGGUUUGUCCACAGAGAGCAGGGCAUUCAUGGAAACGCUGUGUAAGGGGCUCUCGCAGCCCACCACCAACCUGGUAGCUGGCUGUCUGCAGCUGGGAUCAGCACCUGGAGCUGGGAUGAGACCUGAGGACAGACACAGGGUCAGGGUGGCACCCACUCCUCUGGGAGGCAUGGUGAGCUACUCCUCCCCAGGCCUGCCGAGUCCCCCAUACGGCACCUUUGACUCUGCUCACCUGCUCCACCUGAGGGCAAUGAAGGGAGGAGUGUAUGAGAACCACUCACCAAAUGACUACAAUGCCGGUGGUGUGGGUACCCCUCCAUAUGACGGGCCCCCGACACCACCUCUAAGCAUCAGCAGCAACCUGGUGCCCAAACAAGAGCCGUCGCCCCACUACCCACCCACACAGCACUACUCCCCCUCCCCUGCUGAGCAGGGUCUGUAUCAGACUCAGCCUGGGUAUGACAUCCACUUAGAGGGGGUGUAUGACUCCUACCAUGCAGGACACAUGCCCCCCCGACAGAUCACCUCUGUCUACAGAGACUGA
This is a messenger RNA of Cheilinus undulatus (humphead wrasse), 999 nucleotides long. Its product is annotated as neurogenic differentiation factor 4-like. Lineage: Eukaryota; Metazoa; Chordata; Actinopteri; Labriformes; Labridae. The record is from RefSeq and is a predicted model, not a curated record. The transcript has a single exon. Gene Ontology annotation, molecular function: protein dimerization activity. Bases 1 to 999 code for a protein of 332 amino acids.